This is a messenger RNA of Mobula hypostoma (lesser devil ray), 5785 nucleotides long. RefSeq lists its product as uncharacterized. The coding region runs from base 137 to 5500 and encodes 1787 amino acids. Gene Ontology annotation, biological process: homophilic cell-cell adhesion. Gene Ontology annotation, molecular function: calcium ion binding. NCBI's taxonomy places the organism in Eukaryota, Metazoa, Chordata, Chondrichthyes, Myliobatiformes, Myliobatidae. The record is from RefSeq and is a predicted model, not a curated record. Gene Ontology annotation, cellular component: plasma membrane. The transcript has 5 exons.
UUGACAUUGUGGAACACCAGCUCUAAGGGACAUUAUCUGUAUGUAGAUACAUCAGUCAAAAGGAUUUAUUACCGAUACAGCUGCCGAAACGAUCGCAGAGAUAUAAUAAGGAUAACAGACAUUCAUUGCAGAGACAAUGGCGAAUUCGCAGAACAACAACGCCUUGAUACCGUUGAUGCUGAUUUUUAUUCUCCUUGUUGUCGCACUGAGACAAGGUCUGGGUCUGAUUCGCUAUUCUAUUCCAGAGGAAUUGGAAUAUGGCUCUCCUGUAGGGAAUAUUGCUGAAAUUUUAGUUCUAGGCUUAAGAGAAUUAUCAGCACGAAAAUGUCGUUUCGUCUCAGCUGACGGAAGCCGGUACUUAGCGGUAAAUUUAGAGACUGGUCUCCUGUUUGUGAGCGGUCGGAUAGACAGAGAACAGCUUUGUGCACAGAGCCCUACUUGCAAUCUUGCCUUUCAGAUAAUACUAGAAAACCCUCUCGAAAUGUACCGCGGGGAAGUGGAGAUUCUCGAUAUAAAUGAUAAUUCGCCCUCAUUCCCAGAAAACACCAUCGUCUUGCAAAUGGCCGAAUCUGUUGCACCGGGUACCCGCUUCCCACUAGAGAGCGCACUUGAUCCAGAUGUGGGAUCAAACACCGUCAAUACGUAUAUAAUCAGUCCCAACGAGAAUUUUGGUUUGAAGAUGCACGUCAGAAAGAAUACUGUUACAAAUGCAGAUUUGCUGUUACAGAAAUCAUUGGACCGUGAAAAAGAAGCAGUUAUCCAACUUGUAUUGACGGCCGUUGACGGCGGUAAGCCUCCGAGGUCAGGGACAACUCAAAUUACCAUCCGCGUACUAGACAAUAACGAUAAUGCACCUGUGUUCGAUAAUGAUGUAUAUACGGCGAAACUGGAAGAAAACGCACCUUUGGGAACAUUGGUGACGAAAAUCAGUGCUGUUGAUCUGGACCAAGGUACUAACGGUGAGCUGAAAUACUCUUUCGUUAAUCUCCCAGACAGAGUGCACGAAUUAUUCAGCCUGGACCCUGAAACUGGUGAGUUGAAAGUUCAGGAACGGCUGGACUUUGAGGAUGAGAAAAGUUACGAACUUGAUGUUCAAGCCGUGGAUAAUGGUUCACCAGCACUAACAGGACAUUCCAAAGUUUUGAUCGAUUUGAUUGAUAUGAAUGAUAAUGCCCCGGAGAUAACACUGAUAUCCCUGUCUGGCAAAGUCCGCGAAGAUGCCCUGCCCGGGACAGUGGUUGCGCUGUUGGACGUAACGGAUCGUGAUUCAGGAGCAAACGGACAAGUUCACUGUGCGAUUCCACUGGGACUUCCGUUUAAAAUUCAGUCCUCUCAGAGGGACCAUUUUAAAGUGGCCACCACUCGUCUAUUGGAUCGGGAAACCAACGCGAUGUAUACGAUACCUGUCACAUCCUGGGACUCCGGGCUUCCUCCGCUAUCAACAAAUCAAACAAUCCAGUUAUCUGUGUCUGAUGUAAAUGACAAUACGCCACAAUUUUCCCAAUCUUCCUACGCCGUCUAUGUGAUGGAGAAUAAUGCUCCAGGUAUUUCCAUUUUCACAGUUACUGCGUUCGAUCCGGAUCUGGACCAGAACUCCUAUAUUUCUUAUUCCUUCAAGGAAAUUUCGCAGGAUUCACUGAUGCCCACACAUUUCAGCAUUGCCUCAAUGAACGGUACAAUUUACGCAUUACGCUCCUUUGACUACGAGAAGGUCAAAAGCAUUCAGAUCUCUGUUCAAGCCCGCGACGCUGGAGUGCCCCCGCUUAGCAGCAGCGCUACGGUGAAUGUGAUCAUCCUGGAUCAAAAUGACAACGCUCCUAUAAUUGUUUCACCGUCAGCACAGAGUAGAUCGGGAGGCGUGGAGGUCCUGCCCCAGUCAGCGGGUCAGGGGUACCUGGUCACCAAAAUCAUAGCAACUGAUGCAGAUUCUGGUCAGAAUGCUCGGCUCUCUUACCAGAUUGUUCAGGCAACCGAUCUCACUCUCUUCAGUGUGGGGCGGAAUUCAGGGGAAAUCAGAACAACGAGAAGUAUUUCAGAGCUGGAUGUUGCAUCGCAGAGUAUUGUCAUCUUAGUGAGGGACAACGGACAGCCGAGCAUGUCCACUACAACCACAAUCUUCUUGUCGAUUUCGGGCAAUUUUACUGAGAAUGUGUCUGAAACGAGGGAUUUUCAUAGUAAUCCUCGUUCUGUUUCGGACGUGAAUCUUUAUUUACUUGUGACCUUUGGAUCAACAUCGGUUUUGUUUCUUCUGAUCAUCGUUUUCUUGGUUUUAUUAAAGUGUAAGCAAGAUGGUGGCAUCGUCCGAGAUUUCGGUUGCCCAAUAUGUUGUCCCAGACCGCGAAAUUCGAAGGAAGUCUUUACUCGGUGCGAUGCACCAAGAGAUUCGUCAAAUUGCACUGGAACUGGUCAGAGGGCAUCCUUCCCUGAGAGCUAUCAUUACUCGGUGUGUUUGACACCCGAAUCAUCCAAGAGCGAAUUUCUUUUCCUGAAACCCUACAACCUAAACUUCACUCAAGGUGUUUUACAAAUUUAUCAUUUAGCAGAGAUUAUCUUCCGUCACUUUAACAUCUCGUCAUGUGGCGUGCAGUUCACUAAGGGGAAUGUGCGGGAUACACCGGUGCCCAUCUACAUUAUGAUUAACUUGAUAGAAGACAGCAUUUGCGCACUGCGCUCCUUUGAAUAUCAGGAAAUCAAAACGUUCCAAAUCCUUAUUGACGCUCGUUACGGCGACGCGCCCCAGCAGAGCAGCAGUGCUACAGUGAAUGCGAGCAUUCUGAAUCAAACUGACAACGUGCCGGGAAUAGUUUUACCUUCAGCACAGUGUAGAUCGGGAGCCGUGGAGAUCCUUCCCCAGUCAGUAGGUCAGGCGUACUUGGUCACUAAAAUCAUGGUGACUGUUAUCAACGGCAAAACUGCCUGUCUUACUCCACGGAAGCGAGGACAAGACAGGACAAGACAAGACCCCCCGGCGGGGCAACGGCCAGACGGCCUGACUUACCCCACGGAGGUGCAGGUAUAUCCAGAGCCUGACUUGGAGCCUACACCUGAAAUUCGUGCUUCUGGAAAAGAAAGCGGCCUCACAACAAUGGCGAAUGUACAGGGUAAGAAAGCCUUACAGUCCCUGGGAUUGCCUUUUAGUGUUAUUAUUUGCUCAUUAAGUAUGGUUUUCGGACAGAUUCGCUAUUCAAUUCCCGAAGAAAUAGAGCGGGGAUCAAUUAUCGGUAACAUUGCUGAAGAUUUAGGAUUAAAGGCUGGAACGUUGCUCGCUCGUAGAGGACGGCUUGUCUCCGGUCGCAUUAAACCAUAUGCGGAAUUAAAUUUGGAGAGUGGGGUUUUGUUUGUCAAUGAGAGAAUGGACAGAGAAAAACUCUGUGGAUCGAUGUCUACCUGCAUUCUUUCUUUCCAAAUUGUGAUUGAAAAUCCCGCAGAAAUGUACCGCGGUGAAUUGGAGAUUGUCGAUAUAAAUGAUAAUACGCCCAUUUUCCCGCAACGCACCGUUGCCUUGCAGAUUGCUGAAAUUAUUGCACCCGGCUCUCGUUUUCCACUGGAGAGCGCUCUCGAUCUGGACGUGGGGACAAAUGCAGUCACUACAUACCUGAUCAGCCCCAAUGAGCACUUCAGUCUGAAAGUGGAGAACGCGGAAGAAGGCAUUAAAAUUGCAGAGCUGUUGUUGGAGAAACCCCUGGACCGCGAGAGGCAGGCAUCUUUUCAGCUGGUGCUGACUGCCGUUGACGGAGGAAAGCCUCGGAAAUCUGGGACAACUCAGGUUGCAAUUACUGUGCUGGACAGCAACGAUAACGCGCCGGUUUUCGAUCGGAAGAUGUACAAAGCCAGCCUGCCAGAAAACACGUCAAGGGGAUCCCCAGUGGUUACGGUGCACGCUUCGGAUGCAGAUGAAGGCCUAAACGCAGAGCUAACUUACUCUUUCAGCAAUCGUGCCUCAAAGAAAGUGCAAGAAUUGUUCAGUUUGGAUCCCCGGACGGGAGAAAUUAGAGUCUUAGGAGAUCUGGACUUCGAAGAGGCAAACAGCUAUACAGUGGAUGUUCAGGCUGUGGACAGAGGGUCACCAGCAAUUGCAGGGCAUUCUAAAGUCCUAAUCAGGAUAACUGAUGUCAAUGAUAACGACCCGGAAAUAGAAGUAAACCUGGUGACUACAAAGGUCACAGAGACUGCCGCGCGCGGGACAGUAAUCGCAAUGAUCAAUGUACAUGAUCGAGAUUCUGGAGUGAACGGAGAAGUACACUGCAAGAUUCCACCACAUAUUCCGUUUAAGUUGCAGGCAUCAUCGAGCGAUCAUUAUACACUAAGUACCAGUGACUCGUUAGAUCGAGAAAAUACCGCACUCUAUAAUAUUGCUUUUUUCGCCUGGGAUUCGGGAUCUCCUCCUCUAUCGACGAACAAAACUAUCCAGAUAUGGGUUUCUGACGUCAAUGACAACGCCCCAAAGUUUUCCCAGUCCUCUUAUACAGUUUAUGUGACGGAGAACAACGCUCUGGGUGCACUUAUUUCCGUAGCAUCUGCUGUCGAUCCUGAUUUGGACCAGAACUCUUACGUUUCUUACUCCUUUGUAGAGAGCCGUAUCCAGGACUUACCAGUAUCCAGGUAUCUCAACAUUAAUCCUGUGAAUGGUACCAUUUCUGCGCUGCGCUCUUUUGAUUAUGAGAAUAUCAAAACGUUCCAGGUGUACGUUCAAGCCCGGGACGCUGGUGUACCCCCACUGAGCAGCACUGCUACGAUGAAUGUGAUCAUCCUGGAUCAAAAUGACAACGCUCCGGUAAUUGUUUCACCUUCAGCAGAGAGUGGAUUGGCAGCUGUGGAGGUCGUGCCGCAGUCAGUGGGUCAGGGCUACUUGGUCACCAAGAUCAUGGCAACUGACGCCGAUUCUGGUCAGAACGCGCGGCUGUCCUAUCAGGUGCAGAGAUCCACUGAUCCCGGUUUAUUCCAUAUUGGGCAAAACUCGGGCGAAAUUAGAACAGCUCGUAAUAUUUUGGAGUCUGAUGCCACGACACAAACUCUAGUAAUUUUGGUGAAGGAUAAUGGACAGCCAAGCCUAUCCAGCACGAUUACAAUCCUCCUUACAGUUACGGACAACAUCACUGAAAGAACCAUUGAAAACAGCAAUUUUGUAACGAAGCCCGAAGAUUUCUCUGACUUGAAUCUUUACUUAAUUGUCACUUUUGGCUGCACUUCCAUUCUCUUUCUUGUCACCAUCAUUCUUCUGAUUGGCAUUAAGUGUAACAUGAGCAGAAAUGUCAGCCAAGACUACAAUUCACCCAGUUGUUGCUACAGCCUUGAACGUUCUAACGACAACUUUCACCUAAGACCUCAAGUGAAGGAAUCUUUAAAUGACAAUAGAACAAACUCGAUGGUUUACGUACCGGAAAACCAUCAUUAUUCUGUUUGUUUGUCUCCAGAAUCAGCGAAAAGCGAUUUCCUAUUUCUGAAGCCGUGCAAUCCGCCAAUAUCUCAGGCCCGAUGUCAAUCUAUAAAUAUCGGAUAACAAUACCACUUCGAACUCUCUUUAAAACCAAGAAAUUGGAUCAAUGGGAAUAAAUAAUUAAAGAGAACCAGAAACAAAGUCCAUUGUCUAUGAGGCGAAGAAAUCGUAUUUUAAUAUGAAUAUUGAUUGCAAAAUGCCAUAUUCAAGGACAACAUUUCGCAAUAUUUAAUCCAGACGUCGCAAACUGGCAUGUUUUAACUGUUAUAGAAAUUCGACGAUGAGUUUUUGACUCACACUCCAAAACCCUUUGUUGUUAUGUCAGCUGCACCAAGCAUGGUGGUCACA